Molecule: messenger RNA, 1852 nt
Organism: Pistacia vera
Lineage: Eukaryota; Viridiplantae; Streptophyta; Magnoliopsida; Sapindales; Anacardiaceae
Product: digalactosyldiacylglycerol synthase 2, chloroplastic
Exons: 5
Coding region: 163-1557 (464 amino acids)
Biological process (GO): galactolipid biosynthetic process
Cellular component (GO): chloroplast outer membrane
Molecular function (GO): digalactosyldiacylglycerol synthase activity
Source: RefSeq, a predicted model, not a curated record
UAUAUUCUCUAAGUCUACUCAACGUGAGAAACGGAACUUUCUGGCUUCCCCGUUGAUUCUCUUACCAUUUUUCGCAGGUCAUCUCUUUUACGCUUCUGUUACUUUCUCAUCACGUUCAAGUCCUGAAGAAUUGUUCUGACAAAUGCCAAAGGCUGAUGAUUAAUGGAUAGAAAACGGCAUAUUGCGAUAUUUACUACUGCUAGUCUUCCAUGGAUGACUGGGACGGCUGUUAACCCUCUGUUUCGUGCUGCCUAUCUUGCAAAAGACGGAGAAAGAAAAGUCACUUUGGUGAUUCCUUGGUUAUCUUUGAAACAUCAAAAACUAGUAUAUCCUGGCAACAUCACAUUUAGUUCACCUCAAGAGCAGGAAAGUUAUGUCCGUCGGUGGUUGGAGGAAAGGAUCACGUUUACUUCUGCUUUUAUCAUACGUUUUUAUCCUGGAAAGUUUGCUGUAGAUAAAAGGAGCAUUCUUGCUGUUGGAGACAUUUCUGAAAUUAUCUCUGAUCAAGAGGCAGAUAUUGCUGUCCUUGAAGAGCCUGAGCAUCUUACUUGGUUUCAUCAUGGGAAGAGAUGGAAAACUAAAUUCCGUCUUGUUAUAGGAAUUGUACACACCAAUUACCUGGAAUAUGUGAAGAGAGAGAAGAAUGGACGACCGAGAGCAUUUUUUCUUAAACAUGUAAAUACUUGGGUUGUUGGUAUCUAUUGCCAUAAGGUAAUUAGGUUAUCUGCUGCCACACAGGAUUAUCCUAAUUCCAUCAUCUGUAAUGUUCAUGGAGUUAACCCUAAAUUCCUUGAGAUUGGCAAGAGAAAGAUAGAACAACAGCAAAGUGGGAAUCAGGCCUUCACUAAGGGUGCGUAUUACAUUGGGAAGAUGGUGUGGAGUAAAGGCUACAAAGAACUGCUUGAACUUCUUCAUGAUCACCAAAAGGAACUAGCUGGGCUUCAAGUGGAUUUAUAUGGCACUGGGGAGGACUCUAGUGAAGUUCAAGAAGCUGCCAACAAGCUAAAACUAGUAGUUAGAGUUUAUGCUGGGCGUGAUCAUGCUGACCCUGUUUUUCAUGAUUAUAAAGUCUUCCUGAAUCCAAGCACAACAGAUGUGGUUUGCACAACCACAGCUGAAGCAUUGGCCAUGGGCAAAAUUGUUGUCUGUGCUAAUCACCCCUCUAAUGAGUUCUUCAAGCAGUUCCCAAAUUGCCGAACUUACGAUGAUGGCAAUGGAUUUGUUGAAGCGACACUCAAGGCACUCACAGAAAAGCCCUCUCAACUGUCUGAAGCGCAGAGGCAUGAACUAUCAUGGGAAGCUGCUACAGAACGGUUUUUGAGGGUUUCUGAGUUGGACCAGACUUUUGAGAAGAGACUGUCAGAAAGUCCUUCAAAUAAAUUUGCAUCCACAUCAUUAAAUUUGAGGAGAAAAGUGGAGGAUGCUUCAGCAUAUAUACAUUAUGUGACUUCUGGGUUUGAGGCAACGAGAAGAGCAUUUGGUGCAAUUCCAGCGAGCUUACAACCAGAUGAAGAGCAAUGUAAGGAGCUCGGGUUGGUAAUUCCUCCGCAUGCAUGAGGCUUAUAAAGUUGAUUUAUAGAUAUGCUUCUGUAUUGAAAAAUGCUGUACAUUUGUUAAAUUCUGAUCAGUCUCAGGGCCAAGUAAACGUAAAAGACAUAAACUGGGAUUUCUAGAUGAACAAUAUUUCUUUGUGAAGGGGAUGUGCCAAGUGAGUUGAUGGUUUCCUGAUUUCCUUCUGGCCAAAAACAGAAAGGGAAAAGGGAGGGGGAAUUGAGUUGUAAGGCGAAGUUGAUUGUAAUUUCUGUACAGCUUAUUCUGAUUUAAUAAUAGUGUUUCUCUUUAAUUUGCUGUA